Molecule: messenger RNA, 2093 nt
Organism: Xenopus laevis (African clawed frog)
Lineage: Eukaryota; Metazoa; Chordata; Amphibia; Anura; Pipidae
Exons: 4
Coding region: 352-1800 (482 amino acids)
Source: RefSeq, a predicted model, not a curated record
UGGCUGUGCGUGUGUGACUGUGUGUGUUUAGGGCAGGGAGAUGUAGUUUGGCAGGAGAUGAGAAUGUCAGUGGCAGAGGGAGGGAGGGCUAAUGGACAGAUCAGAUAGGAACUGAAUGCACAAGGGGCUGGGAUUGCAGCAGAGAUCACAAGCUGCUGUCUAUAAGCUUGCAAUGAGUCUACAUCUGAUGCUUUCUUAUCACUUCCCUCCAACAGCUGUACACUAACAUAGAAUUGCCUCACUCACAUAAAUGAUGUAUCUCAGCAAUGAUUUCUCUGUGGCCUGAAAAUAAACUCCAGACAAAGUGAAUCCAUUGGACGUUUCCAAUCAAGCAAUUUCAGGGCCUUAAAAAUGAGCCUUGCCUGCACACUGCCUGAACAAGCAAGUCCUCUCCUUGCCAGAAGAAACAUGACUGACGAAUGGAGUAUGAUUGGAGUGGAAGAUAGGAGAAUUGGUGGAUUGGAAGAGCAGAGGAGUGGUGUAGAUGGGACUAUUUUGCAACAACAUGAGAGGAUAGUAGCACAGGAAUCAUGGAAUAGUGGAGUUAAGGAAAGGACAAAUUGGCAAGGGAGGAAACGCCAGGGGCCAAAGGGGAACCGCCAACCUUGGCUCAAGAAAUCCAAUUCAUAUCUGGACCCAAAUCAGGGAACUAGUAGCAGUGCGUCAUGCAGAGACAGGCUGAGGAACAUCAAGUUCACAGAGGAGGAGAACGAUGUGUUGGUCACCAAAGUUCUGGAGAACUAUCGCAAACUGUACGGAGAAGAUGCAUCAAGGACAUCGAGUUUUGAGAAGAAACGCAUCUGGCGAGGCAUCCUAGAAGCCAUCAACUGCCUUGGGGUGAGCGUCCGAAACAUGGACACUUGCAAAAAGAGAUUUGCCGACUGCAAGCGGUUUGUAAGAGCUAAAAUGAGCAAGCACUGGCGUCACGCCGGCAGACGGUCAGCCAUGAAUGUGUACUAUGCAGAGUGGGAGGAAAAGAUCAAAGCAAUUAUAUGUCCUCUUGGCGAGGCCAUUCCAGGAGUCAUCGACUCAGCUGACCCUUGCACGUAUGAAUGCCCAGGUCACUGGUCUCCCCUGGAGAGUGUUUCACCCGAAGCCCAGUUGUCUCCAGAUGAAAACAUUACCCCGGAGGUUCAGUUUUACUCCGACUCUCAGAUAUCAGCAGAACCAAAGUCCCAGGGUGAGAAUGAAGAGUGGCAAAGCUUUAGGGAAGAGGCACCUCUGAAUGUAAAAGAAGAAGGAGAGGCGGCUGCGUUGCCUGUGCCCCAAGUGGAAGAUGAGAAUCAGCAUCAAGAAACCUUUUCUUCUUCUCAGCAGUGGGAGGAACAGCCUCUCGAAGAACCAGUCUAUCCUGAUAUGGACCGGCUUCUCUUGCAGAGUCAGGAUGCAUUCCGGAGAAGUCUAAGGAGGCAGCUGCAUGCUGUCCGGCAGGAACUUCGGGAAUUCCGACGGGAUCACACCGAGAGGAUGGACUUGCUGCUCACACUCCACCGGGAACACAUAAUUGUGGAGGAACAACGGAACGAGAUACUUUCUCAGCUGGUUACAACUGUUAGUAAUUUAGCAAGCAAGCUAAGCACUGGCGAUGCAUGCAAACCACAGCAAUACUCACAGCCUCCAUUGGCUGCAACAUCUCUAAGCACAGGCGAAAACUCUUCCACCCGGACAGGCGCCUCUUUACAGACUGCACCUCGUUACCCUUCCCGCCAGUUAACAGAAGAUCCGAGACGCCAUGUCGUCCACAGAAAGAAAAAAUUUGCCCUUCACCAUGGAUCUAUAGCCAAUAAAAGGAGGAAAUAAAUAGCUUUAUUUUAUUUUUUAUUUUAUUGGUUCCUUUUUACCUUUUGAAUAUAUUUUUAAAAUCAGAUUAUUAGUUUAUUCAAAGAAAUAUAUAUAUAUAUAUAUAUUAAAAUAUGCUUUAAAACAAGCAUUUUGUAUGAUCUUGCAACAUAUUAUAAAAAAAAAAUGUUAAUCUUUAUAAUCAGGGGGCUUUGGAGUUGCAAUUUUAUUAACAGAGCACAAUUUCACGUGGAGCAGUUUUGCUGUAAAAAAAAAAACUACGUUCUCAAGAGGCUGCAUCACCCUGAAAAGUA